AUGGCGGCCGAAGCAGAUCUAUCGGAGGGCCGCAUGGCCGAUAUUAUUCGUGCCCUUGAGCUCAUCCACAGUCCCUCCUCGACAAAUGAACUGCGCAGAGAGGCUCUGACGUUCGUCGAGGCGCAGAAGGAGAGCAAAUCCGCGGCGCGUAAUGGCUUUUUGCUCGCGUCUCCCGACCAGAGCAACCCGCUGGUGCGCUACUUUGGCCUCGGCCUGCUGGACCACGUCUUGCGCCACACCUCCUUUGAGGCCUCCGACCAGAUCGCCGCGCUCAAGGACCUGGUCCUGCAGCUGGCGGAGUCGAUACGCCCGGAAGACCCGGCCUAUAUCCGCAACAAGAUCCCCCAAUUAUGGGCCGAAGUCGCCAAACGCAGCUGGGGCCUGGACUGGAACGAGAUGGACGCUACGCUUGUGCAGUUCUGGGGCGCUAGCCUGGUCCACAAGGAGCUGGUCCUGUCCAUCCUGGAAACGCUGUCGGAGGACAUCUUCUACCGCGAGGACACGGUCUCUUCCCUGCGCGGUACCGACCUCAACCGGGCCUUGGUGGAGAUUUGUACGCCUCUGCCGGUCUUUGAGGAGGUCCACCCCAAGAAGGACCAUGUUGAGCUGCGCUGCGGACCCGAAGGCUGGCUGUCUCGCAUCUGCGCUUUUCUUCAGGACUGCAUUGGGAACAUCCAGGGCUCGAAGCAGGCCCGAGACUCCGCUCUCAAGGCUCUUGCGACCCUCAAGUCCGUCCUCGCCUGGUCAAUCCCGAAGGCCAUCCUCUCCGCAAACUGUGUGCCCAGUAUCGCUCGAGCGUUCACCUGUGAUGACGAGCAAGUGUUGCUGGCCGCGGUGGAAGCCCUCCAUGCCUUAUAUAGCAGGUCUAAUAUCGAUACCGAGAGCUUCCAACCACUGGUACAUCUGAUGUACGAGACGGAGUCCUUGGGCGUACUGCAAAAACUGUACGAGUGGUCGGUCGUUGGGCCCGACGAUGUCGACGACACCAAGUAUACGAUUUGUAAAAAGUUAUCCGAGAUGUUGUCAUAUGUUGCGGGUUUCUUGGAAGAAAAGGCUUUCGCGCUAGAGAGCGCAAACGGUCUCAAUCUUCCGUUCUUCUUCCACCUCACCAUCAGCGUUAUCCAGAACCAGAGUCUCACCAUCUCGAUCCCUGUGCUCCAUGUGUGGUCCAAGCUGAUCGCGUCCGAAAGAAUCGGGAAUACGGACCUGGUUACUGGUCUCGUUCCCUCGCUGUUGGGAAUCUGUACUGAGCGGUUGAUUCGUUGGGAGUCUCUCCCGGCCGAUUCAGACAAUCCUACCGUUGCUUUCCUAAAUGAGGACAUUGACACGGUUCCGGAGCGGCAUGCGUUUGUUGGUAACUACAGGCGCUACUGCUCAUCUAUCAUCGAAACCAUCGUCCAGAAGCGGCCACAGGAAGCGAUCCCCCAUAUUCUGUCGGGAAUCGAUGCCAAUUUGGAUGGCCUCUACAAUGGGGUCGAACCUUUCAGCGUCAAAUCAUUCUCGAAGAGCUCGAUACCAUUGAUGCGUGCUGACACGCAGUUUGCGGUCGUCGAGGCAACUUUGAAGGGAUACAACAAAUGGGUCUCUGCGCAUGGAAAGAUGCCACAGCAAGAUGAACAGAAGCGGAGUGACCUGGAGCAGAUUUUGGAGGCGUGGGCUUUCAAAUUGAUGCAGCGGAACUUUGAGGACCCCGUUCUCAAGCAACGCGUCAUCAAGCUUGUCGUUGAUAUAUCCGCUAAAGCGCUCGAUAAGACCCCGAGCUUCGCGCUCAAGGCUCUCGAGUACAUCCUUAUGACACGCCUGCCCGACCAGCCGGACUACCCUGUAUACUCCGAAUCCGUCAAGGAACUGCACGGCCUGGCCAGCCAUGAACUCCGGCGGCUUGCCAUGCGCUACGCUGAUUACUUUGCCACUUUUUAUGACCUGCUCGAACCCAAGAUCAAAGAGAUCUCGAUGGCCAACCGGGUCGACGACAAGCUGCAGAUGGAGCUCACUUCUAUCCUGCUCAUUAUCAUGCAACGCGCGAACAAUGUUGAGCCGUACCAGCGUCAGUCGCGAUUGGUGUCCUUCGUGGAGCCCAUCAAACAAGCAUGGCAGGAGGACGAGCUCCGUAACAUGAGCUCAUCCUUCGAGGGGUUCUGUACUAUGCUCGGAUUACAGAGCGUUGGGCCGUAUAUGCGGGCGCGAAACGCGCCAAAGCUGGCGGAUUGGGCGUCGGUGCCUCUGGACAACGAGGGCAAGCUCAUCCAGGAGGAAAUGACCCGAAAGUUCCAGCAACUACCUUUGCGAGGCACCAAAACAAUGCUGGCAGUUUCCUCGGAUAAGCUCAAAAAGGCCGAACCGGCAUAUGAGCUCGCCUGCAGUGUGUGGCAAGACAUUAUCCCAAUAGUCUUACCAACCCUGCUGCAACUGGUCAGCCAUGCACAUGCGUUCCACAAUCCGGAGAACUGGGGCGGCAUGCCCGAUGACAUGCGAGGUGUUGUCGAGCGCAUCCUAACCGAUAGAUUCUGGCAAGCUGGGAUAUCCACCGGAAGCCGUGAUGAAUUUUAUGCCAAAAUCACCGCCUCACGAGCCUCUCUUGAGGGAUUUGCAUCCUCUGUGAGGGGCAAGAUCCGAGCGGUCCGGGAAUCCUGCUACUCGAUGCUGUUCAGCAUGAGCAGGCUACGCGAGCAUUUCUACAGCUUUACAGAGCUUCCCGGGCCCCUCGCCCAGGCCUUGUUUACGGAUUCUCCCCAUCUCUCCUCUCACCAGUUCUCCGUGCUUCUCAACAUCUCGAGGUGCUUGAUUGAUGACUGCCCGGUCCGGUUCCGGAGUCACUUUUUGCCCCCGAUGCUCGCCACGCUCUUCACCAACAUUGACAAGAAGGUGACCUCGGAGUGGGACAUCAUUGAACGGCAAAAGGAAGCACUUGCGGCGGAGAUCGAUCUCACAGACGAAAUGAAGUCGGAGAGCAUCCUACGGCAACUCACAUAUUCUGCGGUGAUCUUUGUGGCAAGCCUCCUGGACCCACAGAGAGGAGACCCAGACGAUGAGGCGGCGGAUCCCAGCGCGCCCCAGGCCGCCCCGGCUCUCUCAGACUCGAUCCGACACUUUGUUCUUUCGUCGCCGGAAAUCUUCGAGCCGCAUCAUCACUCGCGUCAUCCGGUCCAUCUUGCAAGACUUUGCCCCCCCAACAACACACCAACCACGGUAACUAUCCGCGAGUUCAUCUCGUCCGAAGUCCUCAAGGCGUGCAUCACCUCGGUGCACGAGCCUUAUUUCGUUGACAUGCAGAAAGAUCUCGCUCAGCUCAUUGCAUCGAUUUGGAUUCUCUACGGAUCCACCAGCCCGACUCCGCGGGUCGUAAUGCUCAGUCUUCCCGGGAUGGACGAGCAACGGGUUGCCAACGCCGAGGCCGCGCUGGUCCGGUCCACGGCGGCGCGCCAGCAGCGAGCGCUGAUUUUGGAUCUUCUGGAGGGAUUAAGAGGAGUUAGUAUCGCCGAGCAGGGUAAGAUAAUGGGCUCUCGGGAGGAGCGCCGAAAGGCCCGGAGCGCGCUGCAGGAGCGGUACAUGAGCACCAACGAGAUGGACGGGCAGCAAACCCACAAGGUCGACAUCAACGACGGACCGGACCUCGCGGGCGUCGCAGAUCUGUUUGGUUAG
Messenger RNA from Aspergillus heteromorphus CBS 117.55, 3642 nucleotides. RefSeq names its product karyopherin MSN5. The record is from RefSeq and is a predicted model, not a curated record. Gene Ontology annotation, cellular component: cytoplasm; RNA nuclear export complex; nucleus. Gene Ontology annotation, biological process: protein export from nucleus; RNA export from nucleus. NCBI's taxonomy places the organism in Eukaryota, Fungi, Ascomycota, Eurotiomycetes, Eurotiales, Aspergillaceae. Bases 1 to 3642 code for a protein of 1213 amino acids. Gene Ontology annotation, molecular function: nuclear export signal receptor activity; RNA binding. The transcript is spliced from 12 exons.